This is a messenger RNA of Enhydra lutris kenyoni (northern sea otter), 2149 nucleotides long. Its product is annotated as cilia and flagella associated protein 53. The record is from RefSeq and is a predicted model, not a curated record. Bases 686 to 1972 code for a protein of 428 amino acids. Lineage: Eukaryota; Metazoa; Chordata; Mammalia; Carnivora; Mustelidae. The transcript is spliced from 8 exons.
AUGAGAAUUAUUAAAAGAGAUUAUAAAAAGAAAAAAGAGACAUUAUUUUGUGGCUGAAAAGCUGAACCAGCAUUUCAGGAAAUGGAAUCCAAAUCUAGAAACGUACCGCAUACAAAAUCCGAAGUGGGUGGAUUACAAAUGAUUAAGGAACGCUAAUUUACAGUAAAUUGCGGCCUUACGACGGUAUACACAGUAGUUGUACUUUGGUUAUUGUUAGAUGUCAGUGACUGACUAGGUUCUGAUUUUUUUCUGUGGUCCAGUGUUCUGUGCUGCUCGCUGCACUUGAGAAGGAGAGUACCAGAGCGUCAUUCUUAAUUGGCUUUUAGUUACUACCACCCUGCUCUUGACCAGAAGUACAGCCCUGGCUCCACCUGUGCCUAAGGCUCUUUCUAGGUUCCUGGAGCUGUGUUGCCUGUUCCCCUCCUCAGAUACGGAUUCUUAGGGCCUCAUUACCUGCGCUUCCCAUCCAUGCCCUGACCCUGGUUUCCUGUGAACGAGAGCCAAGCCUCCCAAAGUUCACGGGGCCGAGCAACAACUGGAAAGAAUCCAACGCAGCCAUCAGAAACGUCAUGCUAUUUUGGCUUCUAUUAAGUCAAAGGAGAGAGAUCGCUUGAAAGUUGAGUGGGACCAGCACAAUGAUCGCAAGUUUGUGGACAGUCUUGUGAAAGCAAGAAUCAAGGAUGCCAUGCAAGGUUUCAUCAUCAACACUGAAGAAAGACGAAAUAAGCUACGUGAACUUUUAGCAUCAGAAGAAAGUGGGUAUUUAACUGAAAUGCAGUUGAAAGAAGAAACAAUUAAGGAGAAAAAAGAUAGAAUGAGAGAUAAAACCAGAUUAUUGAAAGAGAAGAAAGAAAAAGAGAGACAAGAUCUUGUGGCUGAAAAACUAGACCAGCAAUUCAGAGAACGGUGUGAGGAGCUCCGUGCUGAAUUGUUUUGUAUCCAUGAGAAGAAGGUGAGCGAGGAGCGGAAAGCACAGGUAGCUUUCAACGAAGAGCUGAAAAGGCAAAAACGGGUGGAAGAGCAGAUGUUCUCAAAGCUCUGGGAGGAAGACCGAUUAACCAAGGAAAAGCGAGAAGCUGAAGAGGCGAGGAGGCAGAAAGAGCUGGUGGAGAACACACGCCUGGGCCUUAAUGCCCAGAUCACGAGCAUCAAAGCGCAGAGGCAGGCCGAGCAGCAGCUGAAAGAAGAGGAGGCACGCUUUGUGGAAAAUGACAAGGCACAGGUGAAACUCGAGAAUGAACAGGAUAAGCUAAAGAAACAGAAGGCAAAACAGGAAAUUAGGGCUGCUUUGCAGAAAGCCCUCCAAGAGAAGAUAGAACAUAUUCAGCAGGAAUAUAGAGAAGAACAGGAUUUGGACAUGAAGCUUGUGCAAAGGGCCCUUCAAGACUUACAGGAAGAUGCUGAUAAAAAGAAGCAAAAAAGAGAAGAGAUGGCAAGAGAACAGGAGAUAUAUCUUCAGUAUGUGGCACAGCGGCGUGAGGAGGAGAGAGCUCAGGAGAAAGAACUGGACAGAAUAUUAGAGGCAGAGAAGGAAAAGAAGUUGGCGGAGAAGGACAAGGAGCUGAGACUUGAAAAGGAGGCAAGGAGACAACUUGUGAAUGAGGUCAUGUGUACAAGAAAACUUCAAGUUCAGGAAAAAUUACAACGAAAGGCAAAAGAACAGGAAGAACGUGCUAUGGAACAGGAACGCAUAAAUGAAGGUCUGAAAGAGCUUAACCGUGAAGAGAAGGAGAAUUUUGCAAGGCGCUCCAGUUUGGCCCAGGAGUACAGAAAGCAGCUUCAGAUGCAAAUGUCCUACCAGCAGCAGGCCCGGGAAGCGCAGAAGGAGGAGGAACGCCGAGAGUUUGAAGCAGGGGUAGCAGCAAACAAGAUUUGCCAAGACAAGAUCAGGGAGAUCCUGUCCUUCCAUCAAGUGCGGCCCCGAAACAUUCAUCCCAUGCGGAGGGCAUGCCCUGAGAAGCUCCCGCCAUAGUUUCAUAGACAUUAAUAUAUUUUUUCACAGUCUUUUCAUGUCUUUAACUAUAGUAUACUGGUCUGUUCUUUUCAACUCAUGGAUAAACUUCCUUUAUUUCUCUGAGUUUUCAUAAUUCUACAUAAUGUUAUUCCUUCAAAUUAAACUUCGUGCCUUUUUUUAGACUUCAUAGACUUA